This is a messenger RNA of Endocarpon pusillum Z07020, 327 nucleotides long. RefSeq lists its product as uncharacterized. The coding region runs from base 1 to 327 and encodes 108 amino acids. The transcript has a single exon. The record is from RefSeq and is a predicted model, not a curated record. NCBI's taxonomy places the organism in Eukaryota, Fungi, Ascomycota, Eurotiomycetes, Verrucariales, Verrucariaceae.
AUGCGUCAGGAUACGUCGGUGCCCAUGGCAUCAGUGGCAGUUGUGGCCCCCUUCGAUACGAUCAUAGAGGCCGGCGUUGAUGCUGUCGUGUCAGGACAGCGUCAGAGAUUGGAGGACUGGGUGGCGAAGAAGGCAGAGCCAUCCAUCACCCGGCCUGAGAACGCCACACAUCAGGAUACGUUGGUGCCCAUAGUAUCAGUGGCGGUUGUGGCCCCCUUCGAUACGAUCAUAGAGGCCGGCGUUGAUGCUGUCGUGUCAGGACAGCGUCAGAGAUUGGAGGACUGGGUGAAGGUUGCCGUGGGAAGAGAUAGGCCUUACUAUCAGUAG